Molecule: messenger RNA, 1348 nt
Organism: Girardinichthys multiradiatus
Lineage: Eukaryota; Metazoa; Chordata; Actinopteri; Cyprinodontiformes; Goodeidae
Product: N-acylethanolamine-hydrolyzing acid amidase-like
Exons: 11
Coding region: 45-1115 (356 amino acids)
Biological process (GO): fatty acid metabolic process
Cellular component (GO): lysosome
Molecular function (GO): fatty acid amide hydrolase activity
Source: RefSeq, a predicted model, not a curated record
GUUCAGUGUCAAGCAUCUUCUUCAUCUGACUGCAAGCUUGGGUCAUGAUGCAGCUGAGUGCAGGGCUGCUGGUGCUGCUUGGGCUCGCAGGGUCUUUAUGCGCUCAGACUCCUCCACCUACAGUGGUCAUCAAUCUUAGCCUGAGUCCAGAAAAGCGAUGGGAGCCUCUGCAGAAAGCGUUUGAUAUAAACCGCCUGAAAAAAGCUGCAGGAGCCCUCAUUGCUUCACAGAUUCCAAAAUGGUUGCGUCAGGCAGUCAACCCUAUUGCGAUGACCCUGGAAAAAUAUGUUCCCCAGCCUUACGCCGGGGAAAUCCGUGGGAUAGCUGGCUUCAUGAAAACAAACCCCGCAGAUGUCAUGAUACUCAACUUUGCUUACGAAUUUACUGCUUACUGCACAAGCAUUGUGGCUCAGGAUCAAAAGGGGAACAUCUACCAUGGGAGAAAUUUUGAUUAUCCACAUCUAGUUCUGAACAAUCUAACCAUGAAUGUAGUCUUCUACAAAAAUGGAAAGGUAGUGUACUUUGGAACUUCAUUUGCUGGUUAUGUCGGCUUGUGGACUGGAAUGAGUCCUUACAAGUUCACUGUGUCUGGCAACCAGCGAGAAACUGAGCUCUGGUGGAAUUGGCGGAAGAAUGUUGUUUCUGCUUUGCUGUAUCAAAGUCACCCAGUCAGCUGGCUUGUGAGGGAGACCCUGGAGGAGGCCAAGGACUUUCAGGAUGCAGUCAAGCGUCUGUCGGAAACCCCCCUCAUCACUGGGGUGUAUUACAUUGUGGGUGGGGUAAGAGCAGGGGAGGGGGUCAUCAUCACCAGAGAUCGAAAGGGCCCCGCUGACACCUGGCCCCUGGAGCCACUAAAAGGAGGAUGGUACAGAGUGGAGACGAACCAUGACCACUGGCUGUCUCCUCCGCCUUCUGACCAGCGCAGAGGAGCAGCCUUCAAAGCACUAAAUGCUGUCGGUCAGAAUCGCAUCAAUAGUGAUAAACUUUAUCAGGUUCUGUCGGUGCCUCCAGUGUGCAACAGAAAUACAAUCUAUACAACUCUUAUGAGUGCAGCAACCCCCUGGGAGUACACCACAGUUAUGAGACAAAAGGGUUGUCCGAAGAAGAUCAACUGAAGUGACCAUCAGGGAGCAGUGAAUGACCUAAUUACUGUUUCUGCUGAUUAUUUGAUAGCCAGCCAGAAGUUGUGUUUUUGGAAUCAGACCCAAGAUGAUGAGAAUGUUUUUUAAAUUUGUUGUUUCAUGUCUGGUGUCAAUAUGACUUUGCAGGGUUGUUGAAUGUCCAGACAUACACAGAUUGUAUUGCCCCCUUCUAAAAUAAACACAACUAUCUUUUUAAUAACUUGAAA